AUGAGGACGAGGCGAGGAACGAUCUACUCCAAAGCGGGCCUAGCUUUCGAGGCCGAGAAGCGGGCCAAAACUACCAAAACAACCAAAAUAGCAGUGACGAGACUCACUUCUUCAGUUGUUGUUCGGUGGCUACAACGGCUGAACGGAGGCUCGGUUGAGGCGAGCAAGGGUCAAGAUGGAUGGAAGGGGUCGAAUCGGGUCCAAACGGUGGCGGUGGAAGCUUCGGCGGUGGUCCAUAGCGGCGGAGACAAGCUGGACAGCUCUGGCACGGGCCGAAGCAGCAAGUUGGGCGGGGGAACAGGCGAGACGGGGCUGGCGGUGAGGCGUGACGGCCAGAUGCUACUUCGAAAUGCUGUAUAUGAGCAGUAUUGGGCUUUUAGCAUUUUGAAGGCUAUUGUCAAGACUCUCGGCCGGCCGAGAACAGCUAAGCAGCUCCACUCGUGGUUAGCAAAAUGCAUCGUCAGUCUCACCCCCUCCAUUUGUCCCCUUCCGUCUGCUCUCCACGUCUUUAGCCCUCUCCCCCUUCGCCCCCUUCUCUCCUUUCAUGACCAUGGAGCGCAAGAAACCCGCCGGCUUGCAGUCGCGGCAGCGCUCGUGGCCCUCGUCCUGGCCGCCCAAGGCUUCGUCAGCUGCGGCGCCGGCGAGACCCAGAGCCUGAUCAAGUUCAGGGGCUCCCUCUCGAACGCCACCGCGCUGAGCAACUGGGACGGCUCCGCCGACUCCCCGUGUACCGCCGCCGGCAGCAACUGGGCCGGCGUGUGGUGCAAUAACGGCAGCGUGUGGCAGCUCAGGCUCGAUGGGAUGGGCCUCGGGGGCGGCCUCGACUUGGACUCUCUCGCCGAGCUGCCCAGCCUUCGUAUCCUGAGCAUCAAGGGCAACAGCUUCGAGGGGCCGAUGCCAGAGGUGAAGAAGCUGCUGGCGCUCAAGUCGGUGACGAUGUCGAGCAACCGGUUCUCGGGGCCGAUCCCGGACGACAUGUUCGACGGGAUGAGGGCGCUGAAGAUGGUGUACCUGGAGGGCAACAUGUUCACGGGGCCAAUGCCGAAGUCGCUGGCGCAGCUGCCAAGGCUCGUGAACUUGAACCUCGCCGGGAAUCAGAUCGGAGGGAAGAUUCUGGAUUUUCCGCAGAUGGAGCUGCAGAUGGUGAACUUGGCUGACAACCAGUUCGAGGGGAAGAUACCUCGGGGGCUUAGCAACAUGAACGCCUCCUACUUCGCAGGGAACAAGGACUUGUGCGGGAAGCCUCUUCCCCCGUGCAAAUCAUCGAGGAAGCUACUCUUCAUUGCCAUCGGAGUUGGCGUCGCACUCGCCGUGUUGCUCAUCGUCGGCGUCGUCCUAUACAGGAAGAAAUCGAACAUCCACGAAGCCCACCCCGUGAAGGUCCAAAGGGGGUUCGGCACCUACGAUGCCGGGCUGGCGGACGCCCAGAUAAACCACCAGCAGCCGCAGAUGAAGAAGAGAGGAGGAGAUCACCAAGGGAAGCUGGUAUUUGUGAGGAGCGACCGGGGGAGAUUCGAGUUGCAAGACCUGCUCCGGGCCUCCGCGGAGGUGCUGGGCAGCGGUAGCUUCGGGUCGUCGUACAAGGCAGCACUGCUGGACGGGCCGGCGGUCGUCGUGAGGCGGUUCAGGCAAAUGAACAAGCUCGGGAAGGAGGGGUUCUAUGAGCACAUGAGGAGGCUUGGGAGUUUGUCUCACCCUAACUUGCUCCCUCUAGUAGCUUUCUUUUACAGGAAAGAGGAAAAGCUCCUGAUUUCGGAUUUUGUCGAGAAUGGAAGCUUGGCCAGUCAUCUUCAUGCAAAUCGUAGUACGGGACAACCUGGGCUCGACUGGCCGAUUCGUCUGAAGAUCGUCAAGGGAGUCGCAAAGGGUCUCGAAUACCUCUACAAGGAGCUUCCUGUCCUCUCCUUGCCCCACGGUCACCUCAAGUCGUCUAACGUUCUUCUGGACCGGAACUUCACACCACUCCUGACGGACUACGGCCUCGUGCCCGUGAUCAACAAGGACCACGCUCAACAGUUCAUGGUGGCGUUCAAGUCUCCCGAGUUCAGCCGCAGCGACCGCACGACUAAGAAGACCGACGUGUGGAGUCUCGGGAUACUGAUCCUAGAGAUCAUCACGGGGAAGUUCCCGGCCAACUAUCUGAAGCAAGGGAAAGGGGCGAACGCCGACCUGGCGACGUGGGUCAACUCGGUGGUGAGGGAGGAGUGGACGGGGGAGGUGUUCGACAAGGACAUGAGAGGGACGAAGAGCGGGGAGGGGGAGAUGCUGAAGCUCCUGAAGAUCGGCAUGUGUUGCUGCGAGUGGGACAUGGAGCGAAGGUGGAGCUUGAGGGAGGCCAUGGAGAGGAUCGAGGAGCUGAGGGAGAGGGAUAGCGAUGAAGAGUACUCGUCUUACGGAAGCGAAGGAGAUUUGUACUCUUCUAGGGCAAUGACGGAGUGACUUCUCCUUCUCGGUUACCCAUUGAUGGGCUGACUACGCUGCUCGACACUACUGUUCAAAUCGUCUGUUAUCAUGUUGUUGAAGAUUUAUAUAUUGACUUGAGACAAUAGUCCGACAUUUAUAGAAGAGUAAUUGCAUAGAGAAAUCAAACUUGAUGAACUAUUUU
Eucalyptus grandis is the source of this 2605-nucleotide messenger RNA. Its product is annotated as probable LRR receptor-like serine/threonine-protein kinase At4g31250. The coding region runs from base 1 to 2439 and encodes 812 amino acids. Gene Ontology annotation, biological process: protein phosphorylation. Gene Ontology annotation, molecular function: ATP binding; protein kinase activity; protein binding. The transcript has 5 exons. The record is from RefSeq and is a predicted model, not a curated record. NCBI's taxonomy places the organism in Eukaryota, Viridiplantae, Streptophyta, Magnoliopsida, Myrtales, Myrtaceae.